AAUGAUUCGUGAGCUGGAGAGCCAAGGGGUGGUUAGCAAAACCCACUCGCCCUUCAACAGCCCCAUCUGGCCUGUGCGUAAAUCUGAAGGGGAAUGGAGAUUGACGGUGGACUAUCGUGCCUUGAAUGAAGUGACACCACCACUGAGCGCUGCUGUGCCGGACAUGCUGGAACUCCAGUACGAGCUGGAGUCCAAGGCAGCGAAGUGGUAUGCCACUAUUGAUAUUGCUAAUGCAUUUUUCUCCAUUCCUCUGGCAGCAGAAUGCAGGCCUCAGUUUGCUUUCACCUGGAGGGGCGUGCAGUACACCUGGAACCGACUGCCCCAGGGGUGGAAACACAGUCCCACUAUCUGCCAUGGACUGAUCCAAACUGCAUUAGAGGAGGGUGAGGCUCCAGAACAUCUGCAAUACAUCGAUGAUAUCAUUGUGUGGGGGAAAACGGCAACAGAAGUGUUUGAGAAAGGAGAGAAAAUAAUCCAGAUUCUCCUGAAAGCCGGCUUUGCCAUCAAGAAGAGCAAAGUCAAGGGACCUGCUCGAGAGAUCCAGUUCCUUGGAGUGAAGUGGCAAGAUGGACGGCGUCAGAUUCCCACCGAUGUCAUCAAUAAGAUCACAGCUAUGUCCCCACCAACCAGCAAAAAGGAAACACAAGCUUUCCUAGGCGCCAUAGGGUUUUGGAGAAUGCACAUUCCGGAGUAUAGCCAGAUUGUGAGCCCUCUCUACCUGGUCACCCGCAAGAAGAACGAUUUCCACUGGGGCCCUGAACAGCAGCAAGCCUUUGCCCAGAUCAAGCAGGAGAUUGCUCAUGCUGUAGCCCUUGGCCCAGUCAGGACAGGACCAGAUGUGAAGAACAUACUCUACUCUGCAGCCGGGAACCAUGGCCUGUCCUGGAGCCUUUGGCAGAAGGUGCCUGGUGAGACUCGAGGCGGACCAUUAGGAUUCUGGAGUCGAAGCGAUAGAGGGUCUGAAGCCAGCUACACUCCUACAGAGAAGGAAAUUUUGGCAGCCUAUGAAGGAGUCCAAGCCGCCUCGGAGGUGAUUGGCACGGAGGUACAACUCCUCCUGGCACCCCGACUACCAGUGCUGGGGUGGAUGUUCAGAGGAAAGACUCCCUCUACCCACCAUGCCACCAGUGCAACAUGGAGCAAGUGGAUUGCUCUCAUCACACAGCGCGCCUGUAUUGGAAACCUGAAUCGACCUGGGAUUCUGGAAGUAAUUACAAACUGGCCUGAAGGUGAGAAUUUUGGUCUUGCUGAUGAAGAAGAACAAGAAGUGACACGAGCGGAAGAAGCACCACCAUACAACCAACUGCCGGCAGAAGAAACACGGUAUGCUCUUUUUACUGAUGGUUCUUGCCGCAUUGUGGGAAUGAAACGGAAGUGGAAAGCAGCUGUAUGGAGCCCCACACGACAGGUCGCAGAAGCCACUGAAGGAGAGGGUGGAUCAAGCCAACUCGCUGAACUUAAGGCCGUUCAGCUGGCUCUGGACAUUGCUGAAAGAGAGAAGUGGCCAAAGCUCUACCUCUACACUGAUUCGUGGAUGGUAGCCAAUGCGCUGUGGGGCUGGCUGGAGAGAUGGAAAGGGGCUAACUGGCAGCGUAGAGGAAAGCCAAUUUGGGCUGCUGAAGAAUGGAAAGAUAUUGCCACCAGGUUAGAGAAACUACCUGUGAAGGUUCGCCACGUAGAUGCCCAUGUCCCCAGAAGCAGAGCUAAUGAAGAGCAGCAAAACAAUCAUCAGGUAGAUCAGGCUGCAAGGAUAGGGGUGUCAAAGAUAGACCUAGAUUGGGAACACAAGGGAGAGUUAUUCCUAGCUCGAUGGGCCCAUGAUGCCUCAGGCCAUCAGGGUAGAGAUGCCACCUACAAGUGGGCACGAGACCGAGGGGUGGAUUUAACCAUGGAUAGUGUUUCUCAGGUUAUCCAUGACUGUGAGACGUGUGCUGCCAUCAAACAGGCCAAGCGAGUGAAGCCCCUAUGGUAUGGUGGGCGGUGGUCCAAAUACAAGUAUGGGGAGGCCUGGCAGAUUGAUUACAUCACACUGCCUCAAACCCGCCAAGGCAAGCGCUACGUGCUCACAAUGGUAGAAGCCACCACAGGAUGGUUGGAAACCUACCCUGUGUCUCAUGCUACCGCCCGUAACACCAUCCUGGGCCUUGAAAAGCAGGUCCUUUGGAGGCAUGGUACCCCUGAGAGGAUUGAGUCAGACAAUGGGACUCAUUUUAAAAAUAAUCUUAUUAACACCUGGGCUAGGGAACAUGGCAUUGAGUGGGUAUACCACAUCCCCUACCAUGCACCAGCUGCAGGUAAAUUGGAGAGAUGCAAUGGAUUGUUAAAGACCACCUUGAAGGCAUUGGGUGGGGGGUCUCUCAAGAACUGGGAGCAGCAUUUAGCCAGGGCCACCUGGUUAGUUAACACUCGAGGUUCCACCAACCGAGCAGGUCCUGCCCAGUCUGAGUCCCUCAAUAUAGUAGACGGAGAUAAAGUCCCAGUGGCCCAUGUCAGAGGUUUGUUGGGGAAGACAGUAUGGAUUAAUCCUGCCUCGAGUACAGGCAAACCCAUUCGUGGGAUUGUCUUUGCUCAAGGACCAGGUUAUACCUGGUGGAUAAUGCAGAAAGAUGGGACAACCCGUUGCGUACCUCAGGGAGAUCUGAUUGUGGGAUGAUAUCAUUGUUUGUUAAGCGUGACCACCAUUGUCUGUACAUUAGAUCAUACAGACAUGAAACAGAAGGAAAUAUGAAAGUGUCGAAGGUCUGAGCAAGUAAGAAUGAAAGAAAACGUGUAAGUGUGGAAGGUUGGAGCAAGUGAGAAGAAAGUUUACGUUGUUCAAUAACAUGUUCACGAUAUGGGAUAAGGGGUGGAAUGUCGUGGGGACAGGACAUUUUCAUGCUUAUUAUCCCAAAUCGUGGUUUCUGUUCCCUGCUCCGUUUGUUGUGUCUAUCGUUUUGUCCUUCCCCCCGCCCCUGCCUGGGGGCUGGGCUUUUUGCAUGCUUGCUUGGCCGGCUGGCUGCUUGCUUGCUCUUCUAGCUUUGCUUCUCUUUCUUUUUUUUCUUGCUUUUUUUAGCUCGCUUGUUUUUUCGCCAUUUUUUUUUUCUCCUUUCCCCGGUUUCUGUUGUUCCCUUCCUUCCCUUUCCCCCCCCCCCUUUUCCCCCCCGAAGAUAUCGGACCGGCGCCGGGCAAGGGGCUCUGUCCGGGGUCUGCAAGAGAAGCUUCGUACCCUCCGCAGCGAAGAGAGAAACGGCUCGACCCCUUGGACUGGUCAAAUAGCAUAUCAUUUACUUUCUCAUCCUAUUUUGAAUUUCACGAAGAGGAUUCCCUUUCAGGGGAAGCAACUUUGUUCUUCUAUGCCAGUGGAAGGUGCAACAGUUUUUACAGAUGGAUCAGGAAGAACUGGAAAAGCUGCUGUAGCCUGGAAGAAGGAUGACCGCCGAGAAUAUGAAGUAAUGGUUCAACAAGGGUCUCCUCAGUUAAUUGAACUUUCUGCCAUACUUUUGGCCUUUACUUUAUUUCCUAGUUCUGUAAAUAUAGUUACUGAUUCUGUUUAUGUUGCUAAUUUAGUGAUACAGUUGGAUCAAGCUGUGUUGUAUAAUGUAAAGGAGAAACCAUUAUUUGAUAUGUUGUUGAAAUUGUGGAGUGUUAUUCGUGAUCAAAAGCAUUCUUAUUUUAUUAUGCACAUUCGUAGCCAUACAUCAUUACCUGGAUUGUUUGUUGAAGGUAACACCUAUGUGGAUUCCCUUGUGGCUGCCUCAGCAGUAAAAAUGGUGCCUAAUGUGUUACAGCAAGUGUAGCCAUGAUAUUUUAUGAAAAAUCCUUUCCUAGGAUUUUUCCCCUCCUGAGAGCUGAGUGCCUCAGGAAAGAAAUGUAAACAAUAACUAUCUGCUGCUGUGGAAUGCAACAGGUGCAUCGUCCAUUGGUCCAUGUGGAUUGUUUUCAAUUAGUGACUAAUCACAGCCACCUGUGCCAAGGCUGUGAGCAGUCACAAGAUUUUGUUAUGCAUUCUAUUCUAUUCUAUUCUUGUUCUUUGUAGCCUUCUGAUCAUCUUCUCUCUCUGUUCUUUUAGUAUCGUUUUUUUAUAUAUUAUAUAACAUAAUAAAUGAGCCUUCUGAGAAAAAUGGAGUCAAGCCUCAUGUCCCCACACUUGGAGCAUCCAUCGCAACACAGCAAGCUGUUCUAUCUCACCAAUUUUUUCAUCAGGGUGCUCAGGCACUAUGGCAGCAAUUUAAAUUAUCACAUAGUGAAGCAAAGUCAAUUAUAUCUUCUUGCCCUGAUUGCCAUAUGUCUCAUGUUUCACAAUAUUACGGUACUAAUCCUAGAGGCUUACUCCCUUUGCAAGAAUGGCAAACAGAUGUUACAAAAAUGCCUGAAUUUGGCAGUCUAAAGCAUGUCCAUGUUACAGCUGACACAUUUUCUCAUGCCAUGGUUGCCUCAGCAUUGGCAGGUGAAACAGCUCGGGAUGUUAUUCAUCAUUUUUGCCACACCUUUUCCAUCUUAGGCAUUCCAUCAUAUGUAAAGACUGAUAACGGCCCAGCAUAUGUUUCAAAGAAAUUGCAAAUGUUUUUUCAGGCCUGGGAUGUUGGUCGUUCUACUGGUAUGCCUCAUGCUUUGACAGGCCAAGCAAUUAUUGAACGUGCCCAUGGUGUGUUGAAGCACCAGGUACAAAAACAAAAAGGGGGAAUGCAGAGGGAGUUGCCUCAAGUGAGAUUAGACAAAGCCGUCUAUGUCUUAAACUUUUGGCGUCCUUUACCUGACUUGCAAUUGUCUCCUAUAUUCUAUAAUUUUUCAUCUUUGAAUUCAAAACAACCAAAGUUUCAGAAAGGUAUUAAGGUAUGGGUAAAACAUUUAAUAAUGGGAAAGUGGACUGGCCCAGUGGAAUUAGUAACAUGGGGAGGAUAUGCAUGUGUUUUAACAGAAAAUGGCCCUCCUUGGGUCUCUGCCCAUUGUGUUAAACCUUAUUUGGAGCACACAGAAAAGAACAGGAAGGGUGUUUCUAAAAAUGAGUAGGUAAUUGCAUUGGUUAUUAGGUGGAUGGAAGCAUGGACCCUCAAAGAAUGUGUGGUAAAGAUGGUAAUUUGAGACAGAGUAAAGGAAGUUAUAGGCUUACGCUGAAAAUUCAAAAUUUAAGUUAGUGGAUGUUACUUUUGCUUCUUUUCCUUGAAUUCUCUUACAGAGAGGUUGGUAGUACUGAGAAAUGUUUCUUGUACCAUUUCCUUUUGCAGGGCGCCAACAGUCCCAAAAUAGGGGAAUUUGGUGUACCUAAGUGAGAAGUGUUGCCUUUGCAUAGGGGUUGAAUCAGUAGCUGAAGUCCACACUUUGAGUGACUAGGUUGGUUGCCCAUUAUGAUAGCAGCAACCAGUUGUAAAGUUAAGUGGAUGCUACUUGGUACUAAGUGGUGACUAGGCAAAUGACUUGGUCUCAGAUUCUGUGUGGGAGAAAGUUAUUUGACUAGAGGUGAAGGUGUCAUUCUGCUACAAAUGUGUCAUUUGGAAAUUGCGAGGUCUGUAACAGUAUUUGAAGAUCUGCCUUUAUGUGCCUUGUUUGUAUAUGAACAUUAAGAUUGUGAGGGUGUGUGUUGUGGAGUUGGUAGAAGUUGGUUGUUUAAAUGAAGAAUGGAUCCUCCAUCUGCUUGGAUUUUUGCAAGGCACCUGCAGAAUUCUGUAGCAGUUGUAUUUGCAGGUCAACUACACAAAGGGGGAAUUGUGGGAAAGAUGUUUCGUGCUGUUCUUGUGAGCCAGCCAAGGCUUCCUGGAAAUAAGGAAAGCCCCGUAUCUCUCUCAAGGAACACACCAAGGCUAUCACUAUGGCAAUGAGAUGGAAGAGGAAACUUAAAAGAUACGGACGUUAGCUGGCUCACAGAAUGACGUAGCUCCCUGGUUACCUACUGGGAACUUUGUUUCUUUUUUAUUACCAAUGGGCAAUGUAUGUUUCUGUUAGGUAAAUGUAAAUAUCUUGAAAAACUAUAAAAGCAACAUGUUGCUGUAAUAAAUCCUUCUCAUACACCCUU
Messenger RNA from Passer domesticus (house sparrow), 5989 nucleotides. RefSeq lists its product as uncharacterized. The coding region runs from base 2 to 2653 and encodes 883 amino acids. Gene Ontology annotation, molecular function: RNA-DNA hybrid ribonuclease activity; nucleic acid binding. The transcript has 2 exons. NCBI's taxonomy places the organism in Eukaryota, Metazoa, Chordata, Aves, Passeriformes, Passeridae. The record is from RefSeq and is a predicted model, not a curated record. Gene Ontology annotation, biological process: DNA integration.